Messenger RNA from Ziziphus jujuba (common jujube), 358 nucleotides. Its product is annotated as low temperature-induced protein lt101.2-like. The record is from RefSeq and is a predicted model, not a curated record. The transcript has 2 exons. Bases 91 to 255 code for a protein of 54 amino acids. NCBI's taxonomy places the organism in Eukaryota, Viridiplantae, Streptophyta, Magnoliopsida, Rosales, Rhamnaceae. Gene Ontology annotation, cellular component: membrane.
AAUCCGGUCUACUCUGUUUCUCUGUUCAAGUUUUACGUGAAAAUUUCCUCCAAACUCAGCUGAACUACCAUAUACAAUAUCUUCUUCAAAAUGGGCGCUGAAACUUUCCUGGAAGUGAUCCUAGCAAUUCUUCUUCCACCCGUUGGAGUUUUCCUUCGUUAUGGCUGUGCGAUGGAAUUCUGGAUAGAUUUGUUGCUGACAAUUUUGGGAUAUAUACCAGGAAUCAUAUAUGCACUCUAUGUACUUGUUGGAUAGUUGAAUAGUUUUGGUAAUCAUUUUAACUGACAUGUUUAAUUUACAUCUUUAAAAUAUAUAUAUAUAUAUAUAUAUAUAUAUAUAUGGAUGUUAUGUUUCUUUA